AUGGCGAGGGAGCAGGAGGUAAUCCGCCUCCUUGGGGUCCUUCUCUUCCUGCUCUCCGGUGCUUGGUCCACGUCGUCUGCCUCCCCGGCCCCGGUGUGCGCGGGCUCACGGGAGCCGGUGGUGCUGGGAGAGGCGCUCGGAUUCUGCGGCGGCGACGACGGCCUGAGCUGCUGCGACGCCGCCGCCGACGCGGGGCUCAGGGCGGAGCUCGACGGCCUGCGCAUCUCCGACGACGCGUGCGCCGCCAUCGUGAAGGCCGUCCUCUGCGCGGUCCGCCGAGAAAGAAACGACGGCGAGCAGACGACGUGGACCAAGCACCGGCAAGCAGACGACGUGGGCCGCGGAGGCAGACGACGUGGACCAAGCACCGGAGAGCAGGAAGAGAAGGACCCCGAGGAGGCGGAUUACCUCCUGCUCCCUCGCCAUGAAUCCAAGGAGCAGGUGAGAGUGAGACCGUGUAGUGAGAGGGUAAGACAAGGGAGGCGGUUGAUUUGA
Molecule: messenger RNA, 495 nt
Organism: Miscanthus lutarioriparius
Lineage: Eukaryota; Viridiplantae; Streptophyta; Magnoliopsida; Poales; Poaceae
Source: the annotation of a GenBank genome assembly